CGGGCAGCGCCGCUCGCGCUGUGCCCUGCCUGCGCGUGUGAGAGCGAGCGGGCGUGUGCGUGGCGGCGAGCGGCGGUAUAUAGGGGAUGUGCCGCCGCAUGGCUCGCCCUGGCCGCCGCCGCGCCGGGUCUCUCCUCGGGCGCCGGUGAAGCCUCUCGCCCUCCGGCUCGGCGGCCGCUCCUCCGCCCGCGCCUGGCGCGCCGAACGCGGCUCCCGGCCUCCCUCCCGGGGCUGUUCCCGGAGCCCCGCCGUCCCUCCCGAGGCGGCCGCCGUCUCCCGCGGCUUCUACGCUCCGGGGCGAGCGCGUCGAUGCGGUGCAGAUGGCCGGGGCGCAGCCAGGAGUGCACGCUCUGCAGCUCAAGCCCGUCUGCGUCUCCGACACGCUGAAGAAAGGCGUCAAAUUCGUCAAGUGGGACGAUGACUCAACUGUUGUGACUCCAAUAAUACUCAGAACAGAUCCACAGGGAUUUUUCUUCUACUGGACAGAUCAAAACAAGGAGACAGAGCUGCUCGAUAUCAGUCUUGUCAAAGAUGCCAGAUGUGGAAAACAUGCCAGAGCUCCCAAGGAUCCAAAGCUGCGUGAGCUGUUGGAUGCUGGGAAUGUUGGAAGUCGACUGGAAAAUCGAAUGAUAACUGUUGUCUAUGGACCAGACCUGGUCAAUAUAUCGUACUUGAACUUGGUGGCAUUUCAAGAGGAUAUAGCGAAGGAAUGGUCAGAUGAAGUGUUCAGUUUGGCAACAAAUUUGUUGGCACAGAACAUGUCAAGGGACGCAUUUCUGGAAAAAGCAUACACAAAACUUAAACUACAGGUGACUCCAGAAGGACGCAUUCCUCUGAAGAACAUAUACCGCUUGUUUUCUGCUGACAGAAAACGUGUAGAGACGGCAUUAGAAGCCUGUAAUCUUCCAUCUUCCAGGAAUGAUUCAAUCCCUCAAGAUGACUUCACGCCCGACGUGUACAGAGUGUUCUUAAACAACCUCUGCCCUCGACCUGAAAUCGACCACAUCUUUUCCGAGUUUGGUGCCAAGAGUAAGCCAUACCUUACUGUUGAUCAGAUGAUGGAAUUUAUAAAUCUUAAGCAACGUGAUCCACGAUUAAAUGAAAUCCUUUAUCCACCAUUAAAGCAGGAACAAGUUCAACAACUGAUUGAGAAAUAUGAACCCAACAGUAACCUAGCAAAGAAAGGACAGAUAUCAGUGGAUGGAUUUAUGCGAUAUCUGAGCGGAGAAGAAAAUGGCGUUGUUCCACCUGAGAAACUGGAUUUAAAUGAAGAUAUGUCUCAACCACUGUCACACUAUUUCAUCAAUUCCUCACACAACACCUACCUCACAGCUGGACAGCUGGCUGGGAAUUCUUCGGUGGAGAUGUAUCGGCAAGUGCUUCUGUCAGGCUGCCGCUGUGUGGAGCUGGACUGCUGGAAAGGGAGAACAGCUGAAGAAGAGCCGGUCAUUACACACGGGUUCACUAUGACAACUGAAAUAUCAUUCAAGGAAGUAAUAGAAGCUAUUGCUGAGUGUGCAUUUAAGACAUCGCCCUUUCCAAUCCUCCUUUCCUUUGAAAAUCAUGUGGAUUCCCCUAAGCAACAGGCAAAAAUGGCAGAGUACUGCAGAUUAAUAUUUGGAGAUGCAUUGCUUAUGGAUCCAUUGGAGAAAUACCCGCUUGAACCUGGGGUCCCUCUUCCAAGCCCUAUGGAUUUAAUGUACAAAAUUCUGGUGAAAAAUAAAAAGAAGUCACAUAAGUCUGCAGAUGGAAGUGCCAAGAAGAAGCUCUCAGAGCAAGCUUCCAACACGUGCAGUGAUACAUCUAGUAUGUUUGAGCCUUCGUCCCCAGGAGCAGGAGAAGCAGAGAUUGAGAGCGAUGAUGAUGAUGACUACGAUGAUGAUUGUAAAAAGUCGUCGAUGGAUGAAGGUACUGCUGGAAGUGAGGCUAUGGCCACAGAAGAGAUGUCUAACCUGGUGAACUACAUUCAGCCUGUGAAAUUUGAAUCAUUUGAGGUAUCAAAAAAACGCAACAAAAGUUUUGAAAUGUCUUCCUUCGUGGAAACCAAAGGGCUUGAACAACUUACCAAGUCUCCUGUGGAAUUCGUGGAAUACAACAAAAUGCAGCUAAGCCGAAUUUACCCAAAAGGAACACGUGUAGAUUCUUCAAACUACAUGCCACAAGUCUUUUGGAAUGCUGGCUGCCAAAUGGUGGCUCUCAAUUUCCAAACAGUAGAUUUGUCUAUGCAAAUAAAUAUGGGAAUGUAUGAGUACAAUGGCAAAAGUGGAUACAGGUUAAAGCCAGAAUUCAUGAGAAGACCAGACAAACACUUUGAUCCAUUUACUGAAAGUAUUGUGGAUGGAAUUGUAGCUAACACCUUGUCUGUGAAGAUUAUUUCAGGUCAGUUUCUUUCCGAUAAAAAAGUUGGUACCUAUGUAGAAGUUGAUAUGUUUGGCCUGCCUGUGGAUACAAGAAGAAAAGCUUUAAAGACCAAGACCUCACAAGGCAAUGCAGUUAAUCCUGUCUGGGAGGAGGAAACUAUAGUGUUUAAAAAGGUUGUUUUACCUACCCUGGCAUGUUUGAGGCUAGCGGUGUAUGAGGAAGGAGGGAAAUUUAUUGGCCAUCGGAUAUUACCAGUCUCAGCAAUUCGACCAGGCUACCACUACAUCUGUUUGAGGAAUGAGAGGAACCAACCUUUGACACUGCCAGCUCUCUUUGUGUACAUAGAGGUCAAAGACUAUGUGCCUGAUACUUACGCAGAUGUGAUCGAGGCCUUAUCCAAUCCAAUCAGAUAUGUAAACUUGAUGGAGCAGAGAGCUAAGCAAUUGGCAGCACUGACUCUGGAAGAUGAAGAAGAGGUAAAGAAAGAGGUGGACCAUGGAGAUGCACCAUCGGAAGCUAACAGUGAACCUAGGCCAGCACCAGCAGAAAAUGGAGUAAAUCACACUGCCUCUCUUACACCGAAACCAGCAACUCAGGUUGUCCAUAGCCAACCAACACCAGGUUUGGUGAAAGCACCUGCAAAGACAGAAGAUCUUAUUCAGAGUGUCCUCACAGAAGUGGAAGCACAGACUAUUGAAGAGCUAAAACAACAGAAGUCAUUUGUUAAGCUUCAGAAGAAGCACUACAAAGAAAUGAAGGACCUUGUUAAGAGGCACCACAAGAAAACCACUGAUCUUAUCAAAGAGCACACUGCAAAGUAUAAUGAAAUCCAAAAUGACUAUCUGCGGCGAAGAGCAGUUUUAGAAAAAACAGCAAAAAGAGACAGCAAGAAAAGGUCUGAAACGGGCAGUCCAGACCAUGGUUCAUCAACUAUCGAGCAAGAAUUGGCUGCCCUUGACUCUGAAAUGACCCAGAAGCUAGUCGAGCUGAAGGAAAAGCAACAGCAGCAGCUGCUAAACCUCCGACAGGAGCAGUAUUACAGUGAAAAGUACCAGAAGCGGGAGCACAUUAAGCUGCUUAUUCAGAAGUUGACUGAUGUAGCAGAGGAAUGUCAGAACAGCCAGCUAAAGAAACUGAAAGAAACGUGUGAAAAAGAAAAGAAAGAAUUGAAGAAAAAAAUGGACAAGAAGAGGCAGGAGAAGAUCACAGAAGCAAAAUCCAAGGAUAAAAAUCAAAUGGAAGAAGAGAAGACUGAAAUGAUUCGAUCAUAUAUCCAGGAGGUGGUGCAAUACAUAAAAAGGCUAGAGGAUGCUCAGAGUAAAAGACAGGAGAAACUGAUAGAAAAACACAAGGAGAUUCGUCAGCAAAUACUGGAUGAAAAGCCCAAGUUGCAGGUGGAACUUGAUCAGGAAUAUCAAGACAAAUUCAAAAGACUGCCUUUGGAAAUUCUGGAGUUUGUACAGGAAGCCAUGAAAGGGAAAAUCAGUGAAGAUGGAGACCACAGUUCUGCCCCCUCUUCUCUGGCAUCUGACAGUGGGAAAUCAAAUCAUAAACCUCUGCAAAGUGAAGAGGAAUUGGAAGAAGACAAUUCAGAAAAAGUGUUUGAUACUACUUUUUAACUGCCCAAGCACUAAUUGGUGCGCCAGGGCACACCACUCCCCAACUACUUGGCUCUGCUUUCCUGAUGUGAGCUGCAAGUGAAGCACUUAGGAAGGCAGGAGGAAUCUGUAUUCAAGUGCACAUUUCCCAAAAGGAACGUUUUAAAAGACUUGUGCAAAGGUCUUCAUUCCCAUUCUUCAGCUUAUUAUUAUGCUAAAGCGUAGUGCAGUUGUAAUGGGAAAAUUAAUAUGUUCACCAUCCUCUCUCUCUCUUUUGUUGUUUUUUUUGGGGUUUUUUUUGGUCAAUUUUCAAUGGGUAAUUUUCUGACCAUGUUCACUGCUAGGAAUGUUUAAUGAAGACCAGUAUAUUGAAAAGAGACAAAUGUGUGCAGAUUUCCUUUUGAAGUGCCAGUGCAAAGUACUCUAAACUAAUACAGAUCCUAGAGAAUAUUAUAACAGUACUUAAUUAUAUUUGUUUCCUACUUUAUAACUGCACCUUGACAACCGUACCAUCAUCUUACAUUUGCACUGAAACAUUUAAUCCUUUUUAGCUUUGCAAGCACUGGUGGCUUGCUGUCUUAAUAUUAUGUUUAUCACGGGGACAGAAAUAUAAUUGCUGCUGAAAACUCUUGGAACUGUGGAGAAGAGAGAGAAAGAGAAGAAAUUUGCCUGGAGAUUGUUGGUGUUUGUGUACGUCCGUGUUUGUUACACCGUGUGAGUGCAUAUAUGUUGGUGUAUAUAUAUAUGUGCACACACAUCUGUCUAUAUGCACACAUGGCAUGUUUAUAUUUGAAGUCGAUGUGGUCUCUUGGUGAAAUGAAAAGUUUCAGGGAUACGUGUAUAGAGAAUCUUUAUGAAAGCUAACAUCUGGGUUGUACUGAUAUAAAAUAGUCAUUCAAUCAUAAAGUUCUUUUUGUGGUGUUAGUGUUGUAAAUCAAAGUAGUUUUAGAAUAUAAAUUUGAUAUAUAUUUUGCAGACUUAAAAGUAUUGAUUUUAAGUAUCAUAUUUUAAGCUUACUGAAUUUGAUAGGAUUAUGAAAUGUUUAGGACUACAGUAUUUGAAAUUGAGCAGAAUCUUCCAUUAUUUUUAAGACCGAGGUUCGGUUUUAUUACGGUCUGGAAUUUAAAAGGCAAAAUAUAAAAACCUGAUCAUUGAUAUUUAAAAAUAUAUAUUAAUCCAUUUAACUGACUAAAAUAAGAAGAAUCAAAGUUUAUGUACUGUAUGAUAUGCAUGAGAGAAGUAACAGCACAUUUUCAGAAAUUUAUAUCAAAUGACAAAGAGACUUCAUGAAAGUAGGAUAUAUGAAAAGGUAAAGAAAUGCUAUUCUCUGGCAUCCCAUAUUAACAGAAAUAGGAAUUAUGAAACAUUACAGAUUGAUUCUUGUUUGUGUCCGAGCCAUUGCGUGAUGCUAAAGGCUCUUCCCUAGGAUGUGUAGUGAAAAGGCGUGCAGAUUUGCAUAGAGAGGCUUGGUCCUGCAAACUCACAUCCACAACUGACACUGCAUACCGCUGGGCUCAGUGGAACUUCUUUAGGUUAAUAAUGUUCAUAUACGUGUUUGCAAGAUCGGGGCCUUACUUUGUAUUCAGCAGUGGAGAAAGAAAUCAAUUGCAUAGGGAGGCAUUUUAAUACAUCAUAACAAGAAAGUUACUUUUCUUCCUUUCCCUCAGGAUUUUAGUACUUUAAAGUAACAUUUUAUUUGAAUUUAAGCAAUAAGAUUCAAAUUGAGAUUAAGAUUUCAGUUAAGGAAUUGUGUAUAUAUUUAAGUUCAAAUUAUGGAAGACAAACAGUAUUUUCAUGUUUCUUUUUUAAACUUAGAGUGGAAAAAAUUGCACAGUUUGGAGAUUGUAUUUUGGAUUAAAACUGUCUUGAUUUAUGAUAAUGAAAGUAGUGAGCAUAAAACUCAAAAAUCUGACUUCCAUCUUAAUACUAGGAAAGGGGAAUCCUCUGUAAAUCUUUAUUUUGCACUUUGAAAUCGAUAUUAAUCAUUUAUGGAAAAUGAAGAGUCAAGAUGUAAUGCUGCAUUUUAUAAAGUGAAAAUGACAUUGUUUAAAUUAUUAGAAGAAUAAACUGAUAGCAGUGUUGACAAUAAAACUGAAGACUGUCGCAUUACAGAACUCAUUGUACAGUGCAGGCUUUUAGGUAAAAUCUUAGCUCCUUUGAAUUUCACUGGUACACUCCCAUGGACUUCAGCGGAGCCAGGGUCUCACCACAGUCUUAGAAGAAACUUGGGCAAAUACCAAUUAAUCUUUUAUUUAUAUUUAAAAAUACAACAAAACUAUUCUGGUUGGGUUAAGUAUACUAUCGGCUGUAGUCAUUUUACAGUACGUUUGUAUUUGACCAUUUACUGUACUCACAUUUUUUUAUAUCUGUACAGUGCCACUUUCUGCAGGUGUAAGGUAGUGUGUAAUACUGUACAUCUUGCAUUGUUCAAACUAUUUCAGUGAAACAGAUUUCAUUUAAUAUUGAUAUUACUUGAACUAGAGUAAGAUAAUGAAAAAGGGUCUUUAUGAUGUGCAAGUCUUGUGCCUUUUAUGUAUUUGCCUUGUUCCGUGUUGAAUGUGUGGAAAUGCUGUAUUGUGGAUUUUCUGCUGUAUAGAAUAGAGCAGUCUAUAUUAAACUAGGUCGUGCACUUCAGAUAUCUUUACACUACUGAAAAUAGCUUGGUUUUGGCAGUAUAAACAGAAUUUUAAAAAUUCUAAUGACAGCCAGACAUUUUAGAUUUAACAUGUUCAUAAUUAUGUUAAUUAAUGCUCAUGUAUUAGCUAAACAUUCACUGAAAGAUAACUAAAGGGACAUCAUUGCUUGCCUUUCUUUCAAAUCAGUGUUGCUCUUGUACAUUGUAUUAAUAGUGUCUGUAAUUGAUUAGUCCUUGAUGAUUUGCUUUCAAAGUAGGAUGAAAUAUUUCAGUUAAAAUGUAUAUAUUUUUUUUGGUUCUUCAAUCUAUGAUUGUUUCAGAGGCAUAAUUCACAUUUUUGUAAAAAUUCUAUGCAAUUUUGUGGCAUGAUGUUUCUUCCACUUGUAAUUUUAUGUGCUUACAUUACAGAUCCAAAGGACAAAUAAAAAUUUCUUAACACAAGGUGGUUGUUUUCUCUGUUCAUUCACUCACAAGUGGCAGUUGACUCCGGAAACCUUCCUGACCUCGAAGACCUUAUGCCGAGCCCUUUGCUCACAAGAAGAGCAGUGGCACAAGGCACCAACAAAUUCCCCCCAUAGGCUCUUCUGUUCACAAAAGUAAGAACAAGAAACUGUAUGUAAGGGUCUCCUCUGCCCCUCACAGGGAAAAUGUGCAUUUGCUGCUCUUCUGAAAAAAACAAAGAAAACAGGAAACAGGAAAAACGCAUGGCAGCUCAUGAACCACUAAGAAUAUCUAAUGGUUUACACAACAAGUUAUAGAAGAACAAUUGCAUGAUUUUUCAGUCAUACCUGUAAAAUACCUCAACAUUUUAGAGCUGCCUUACUUCUUUUCACUUCCCCAGAUGUGCUGCUAAUCAUCUAUGCAAUUAUAUAUGUGCUGUGAAUUGUACCUGUGCAGAGGCCUUCCACUGAGAGCACUGGAAAAUGAAUCUGUUC
Phasianus colchicus (ring-necked pheasant) is the source of this 7529-nucleotide messenger RNA. It is a transcript of the gene PLCB1, whose product is annotated as phospholipase C beta 1. Gene Ontology annotation, molecular function: phosphatidylinositol-4,5-bisphosphate phospholipase C activity; calmodulin binding; calcium ion binding. The record is from RefSeq and is a predicted model, not a curated record. Gene Ontology annotation, cellular component: cytoplasm; nuclear speck. Lineage: Eukaryota; Metazoa; Chordata; Aves; Galliformes; Phasianidae. Gene Ontology annotation, biological process: release of sequestered calcium ion into cytosol; phosphatidylinositol metabolic process; lipid catabolic process.